Molecule: messenger RNA, 2244 nt
Organism: Candida tropicalis MYA-3404
Lineage: Eukaryota; Fungi; Ascomycota; Pichiomycetes; Serinales; Debaryomycetaceae
Gene: MSS4
Product: 1-phosphatidylinositol-4-phosphate 5-kinase
Exons: 1
Coding region: 1-2244 (747 amino acids)
Biological process (GO): phosphatidylinositol metabolic process
Molecular function (GO): phosphatidylinositol kinase activity
Source: RefSeq, a predicted model, not a curated record
AUGAUACAAAUAUCUUCCAUAACAGAACCUCCGACAAAAUUUGAAGCAACAAGAUCGCAUCUAUCGGACCAAUCUGACAAGAACAACAAGAACAACAAGAAUCAACAUCAUCUUCAACAACAAAUAAGACAAGAAUCUCCAACUAGAUCUUCAUCAUCAAUAUCCUUAACAUCAUCAUCAUCCCAAAUGUUGUCAUCAAUAUCACAUCAACCAAGUAUUCAUGAUAACAUAUCUAGUACAGUCUCAAGUACACCGUCAAGUCAUACAUCUCAUGAUGAUUCUACACUUAAAUUGCCAUUAUUAACAUCAGAAAAUUUACAACAACAAGAUGAAAUUGUAGAAGAAUCAAAUAACCAUCAUUCACCUUCAACCCCUACUUCAUUUAAAGGAACUAGAUCAGAAACGAAUUCAAAUUAUACCCAUGAAACUACCCCUUCAUCUAUUGAACAUAACGAAUCAAAAUCCACAAUACCGCCGCCAGAAUCAACCGAUGAAUUUGAAUUUCAAAUAAAAAGAAAUAAUGUGCGGAAUUCGAUAGAAGUAGACCCUUUGCAUAACAUGUCUUUGCACAACCAAUCAACAGAUGAUUCUACAAUUAAAUCAAAACAGACAUCUCCUCAACCACCACAGCAACAAGAUCAAAAAGUUCAGUCUCCACCUUUGGAACAUCAAAAACCAACGUCUCCACUUCCACAAGUACCGACUACAUUACGUCUUCGAUCUGAUCUGGCAACUAAUCUAGUAACACCAAAAAAUAUCAGAAGACAUACAUCACCGGCACCACUUCUUUCAAAUUCAAGAAAUAGUAUGCAAUCAAAUUCAAAUAAGAUGCAUCGAUUAUCAUCAAGGACAGAAUCAGUGAUUGCUUUAACAAGACAUUCCAUAACAAUCGAAAGACCUUUAAAUAAUCGAAAUACUUAUAGUGGAACAGGAGCACCUCAACAAUUGCCAGUUACCACCAGUUUUGAAAUUCAACGUAUGAGGGAUUCUAUCAUACAAAAGAGACAAUUUAAAAAGAGACUCACAGAAGAGGAAAAAGUGUUGGUUGGUAAUAAAAUCAGUGAAGGCCAUGAAAAUUUUGUCAUGGCAUAUAACAUGUUAACCGGGAUUAGAGUUGCCGUUUCCAGAUGCUCAGGUGUAAUGAGAAAAUUGACAGAUGAAGAUUUCAAAGCCACUAAAAAACUUUCUUUUAAUUUUGAUGGUAGUGAAUUAACUCCUAGUUCCAAAUAUGAUUUCAAAUUUAAGGACUAUUGCCCAGAAGUGUUCCGAGAAUUGAGACAAAUCUUUGGUAUUGAUCCAGCAGAUUAUUUGGUUUCGAUCACAGGGAAAUAUAUUUUAUCCGAAUUGGGAUCUCCAGGAAAAUCAGGAUCAUUUUUUUAUUAUAGUAGAGAUUUUCGAUUCAUUAUUAAAACCAUUCAUCAUUCAGAACAUAAACAAUUACUUCGAAUGUUAAAAGAUUACCAUCAUCAUGUGAAAGAUAAUCCAAAUACAUUGAUUUCACAAUUUUAUGGGUUGCACAGAGUUAAAAUGCCAUUAUUCGGAGGUGGAAGUAGAAAAGUGCAUUUUGUGGUUAUGAACAAUUUAUUUCCACCCCACCGUGAUAUUCAUUUGAAAUAUGAUUUGAAAGGUUCAACUUGGGGUAGAAUGACCAAAAUACCAGAAGGACAAGAAAAUGAAUUAUCUAAAUUCACCCUAAAAGAUCUUAAUUGGUUAGAUGAUAAACGUAAGAUACAAUUUGGGCCUGAGAAGCGAAAUAUUUUUUUCAAACAAUUAGAAGCCGAUGUUAAACUAUUGAAGAAAGUCAAUGUUAUGGAUUAUUCUUUGUUAUUGGGUAUUCAUGAUGUUAAAAAGGGGAAUAGUGUUGAUUUAGAGAAACAAUUAUCGGUGUUUGAACCGAAAUCAUUUGAUAAAAUUGCAUUAAUUAGUACCAAUCCAAGAGAUUUAGAUAGAUUACAAGAUUUGCCUAGUGAUGUGUUCCCUGGAAGAUCCAAAUAUGUAUUUUAUGGUCAUGAUGGUGGUAUCAGAGCAACUACAGAGGAUAAUGUACCGACAGGAGAAAUUUAUUAUCUUGGUAUCAUUGAUUGUUUAACUAAUUAUUCAUUAAAGAAACGAUUAGAGACAAUGUGGAGAAGUUUAAGUCAUCAACGAAGUACCAUUCUGGCUGUGCCUUCUAAAGAGUAUGGAGAUAGAUUUCUUAGUUUUAUUAAAAAAGGUACUACACAGGCAAAAAGGAAAAUAUUUUAG